Messenger RNA from Drosophila obscura, 1485 nucleotides. It is a transcript of the gene Pbp49, whose product is annotated as snRNA-activating protein complex subunit 3. Gene Ontology annotation, biological process: snRNA transcription by RNA polymerase III; snRNA transcription by RNA polymerase II. Gene Ontology annotation, cellular component: snRNA-activating protein complex. The transcript has a single exon. Gene Ontology annotation, molecular function: core promoter sequence-specific DNA binding; RNA polymerase III type 3 promoter sequence-specific DNA binding; RNA polymerase II cis-regulatory region sequence-specific DNA binding. The record is from RefSeq and is a predicted model, not a curated record. Bases 1 to 1176 code for a protein of 391 amino acids. Lineage: Eukaryota; Metazoa; Arthropoda; Insecta; Diptera; Drosophilidae.
AUGGAAAUUUAUCUCGAGACACUGGAACGACCCAUAAAUUUACGUACUUUUCUAUCCGAUUACCAAGAAAAACUGCCCAAGGCAACUGGCGCGACAGAGACAGUGCCCUUCUUCUUUUCACCAACCUCGCCAGUGUCUGUGGAUGUGGAGAAAAGUUGCUCAUUGGAUUUGAUUUCAUCGCCAGACGAAAACUUAAUCCACAUCUUUCAGCCCGGCGAUGAUAUCAUUCGCUCAAAUUUAGUAAAGCCAGCGACCGAUCGAGAUGUGCCCAAACUCUACACAGCCCUUAGCGCGCACAAGGAAAACUCUCGCAAGAGUUCCUUCGGACGCACCCAAUUCAGCUACAGACUAAUCCCACCACCGUCUGCAAAUAAUAGUGUACCCGUGGCCAGGCCACUGGAAUCACCCGAACUACAGAUUACAGUCCGUUUCUACCGACCAGCACGGGCGACGCAUAAAGGCCUGAAGUUAGAAAGUCCCGUAUUUGCUGAGGAAUUUGUCUGUCUUGGCAGCAACUAUCUCACGGAGCUGCGCGACAAGAUUUUCUGCAUCUGCAAUGGCAAACGUUUCGUGGACGUUAGCAAUGAUCCGGAUGCACCUUUGCCCAAUCUAGAAACCAAUCCGGGCUACUUCUUCAUCUACGAUACCUUUUAUAACGACAAACGCAAUCCGGACAAUUGCGAUUAUUCGGAGACGGUGCUCCAGUGGGCCGAAAAGGCGCAGGGCUUGCAGGGCGAACAGUUCAAGGUGGCAAAUAUGGAGAGCACACGACUCAUUGACCUCACUGUGAGACCGGGCGCACCUCUGCACUACCUGCACCAUGGAAGCUGCGAGCACCUGUUUGUUUUCUCACAAAUUGAAGUCCUGCCAGCCCACGCCAGUCGCCUGCUGGACAACAGCUUAUAUCCGCAUGUGCGCGCCCUUAACAUCUACAAUCGACGCAGCUGCUAUAUGUGCGGCCUCCGUGGCUACGAGUUCAUUGUCGAGAAGUCGCUCCGUCAGCUGCACGAUCCCUCGUACCUGUGCCGCAGAUGCUUCCUAAGCUUCCACUAUGUGAACGGCGAGAAGGUGGGUCAAUUCCAGGCCUAUCGCAUAUAUGAUCGCCCCGAGUCCUUGGACGAGGAUGCAAAGGCCACAGAAGAUGGCGGUGAUGCCAUGGAUUUAGAAGCAUCAUAAAACCCUCAAAUAGAUGCAAACGAAUGUGAUUUUGUUGUAUUUUUGGUUUGGUUUUUAUUUGCGAACUCGGUAGACAGCAAUACAUUCAAUGAGUGUUAUUUGAUAUAUUCUUAUAGUUUUAAAUAAAAUACAUACACAUUGUAACAAGAGUAAUUGUAAUUGGCGUUAAACAGAUUAGAUUCAGUUUACGUCAAGCUGCCUAAAUUCUGUUCGGUGCAACCAUAUCUAGAUUAGCAAAAAGAUUUGUUUGUGUCGACGCUAGGAAUCAAUAAAAAUGCGAAUACUUGUACGUACAAUAAUACAUCAUUA